UAUUUCCCUUUCGCCUUCUUAUUAAUUAUUAAUUUUUAAUUUACACUAUCAUGGUGAUGCACGAAGCAUAAGGUGCUUUCUGUCUAGAAAAUUAAGUGCCCAAAAAAUAAUAAGUUUUCAAAUGCAUUCGUUUUUAAUAAAUAGGGUUCAUGUGUCAAAUAAUCUCGGUGUUAUGAUUUCAUUACCCUUUUCUGUCGAGGGGUUGAAUUUAUAUGCAGUAGCAGACUGUUAUAAAAGCGGCUUUAUUUUUCAUUUGUGGAAUCUUGUAUGCACUCAUUUAAGUUAUUUAUUGGUACCCCAUAUACAUAUUAGUAUUUUCUUUUAUUCGAGCGAAAUUCUAUUUAUCGGGACUGAGAUUCAAACUUGAGUACAAAUGGGGAGCACAUUGCUCUAGCCUACUUGGCUAUGGUCAGCAUUCCCUGUACCGGCGGAAUAUGUACAACACCAGUAGAGGUAACAUCCUCACAGUUAAUUGCAUCUGAAGUAUUUCCUUUAUUUCUAGUGAAGGCGCUACUCUACCCGGGGGCCUUUGCGAAUGCAUUCAUCAAGAACAAAGCAAUCCCAGGCUAUGAUAACUUGAAGUUAUAUAACUUCACCAAUGUAAAGGCAGCUGAUGCAAUCUCUGACCUACAACGUCUAGAGGUUCUUGUUGGAAGCUACUUAUCAGUGGCAGGAGCUUUUCUUGGUCUCAUUAGACCAGGGAGAACGAGCCUCUUUGGUAUGCUUCUCAUCGUAUGGGGGCUUGUAAGGGAAAUCUUUUCGAGAAAAUCAACGAGCACAGAUCUUAUAUGUAUGUACCCAGCGAUAUCAUUUCCCUUGUUUGCUGCCUUCUUGUCUAUAACAAGAGAUGUAAGGAGGAUAAUCCGUUGUUGCAGAGCUCCUCGAUUCGUGAAAACAAAACUUAUAUAAGUUGACGUACGCCUUCGUUACUCAUAUAUUUUUUUAAACUCCUCUCCUUUGUAUUCUUUGUUAAUCAUAAUGAAAGAAAUAGUGUGUUUGAUAACCA
Molecule: messenger RNA, 1006 nt
Organism: Pyrus x bretschneideri (Chinese white pear)
Lineage: Eukaryota; Viridiplantae; Streptophyta; Magnoliopsida; Rosales; Rosaceae
Exons: 3
Coding region: 406-909 (167 amino acids)
Source: RefSeq, a predicted model, not a curated record